CAGCCAAUCAGAACACACGCUAGGCGUUGCGGCGGCAUUUUCCAGCUGUCCGAGGUGUUGUCACCUGCUACUUUUGAGUCAACUUGCUACAAUUUCUUUCACGCUGUCCGUCGCAGCGCGCCGUUUCGCUCUUUCGUCUCACUGUAAUUCUUUCAUCGGGAGAAAACAGAAGCUUCCGGCAAACAAUGCAGUUCGCUGACAUGCAGCAAAGUCGUCAUAACACGUCAGAGAGCCAAGCUGGCUCUUCAUCGUACUGUGUUCGCGACAUUGCGUCACAAUUUGAGCGGCCAUCUGAGUUUCACUCUUACUCGCUAUGUGACGCCAAUUCACUGCAUGUCGCCAAUCAUUUUUCUAGUGAUUCUGUCAACGUGUUUGCGAGUUCGAAGGAAGAACGUUCGAACGCUGAUUCGCUGCACGCGUCUCACGUGACACGAUGCUCGGCGCCAACAUUGCACUCAUGCGGCCGGUUGUCGUUAUGUCACGCAGUUUCUUGGAACUCAAACGCGUGGAGAUAUCCUAGUCAACUGUUUGGUUCUCAAUUCGUUCCCAUUCAGCCGAGGCUUCUGGGCUGCACGCCUCAAAAAUUUCCAAUUCAUUCAUCAACCACACAUGCGCGAUUUCAGUUUCAACAGAAGAAUGUGUUGACGUCUGGAGAGCACAUGACAAUGACGCCACAAGACAAUAAAGUUGUUUCUGAUGGUUUUACUGACUUGAAGGAAGCUCUUGAGGCCAACAACAGUGUUGGCCCGGGAACAAAGCUGUUGCAAUACUUUGUGGAAUGUGACGUUGACCCUUCAAAUCACAUCACAGAAAUUCUCACAGAACUCGGAUCCUACUUUGUCAACCAUUUCUCUUGUGUUAUUGGAGACUCUAACGGAAGAGUAGCAAUGAAGUGCUUUUUGUUGAGUACGAGGUUGUAUUAUCGAGUGCUUGAAUCGCUGUUACAGAGAGAGUCGGCACGACUACCGGAAAGGAACUUAAGCUCUCUUUUAUGGAAAGAGAUUCUACAUCAAGUCCUCGUUGCCUGCAGCAUUGAAGUAGUGAUGUUUUGUUAUGGUAACACCAAACCACUAAGAGGCUACUUGGAUGUUGCUUGUUUUCCUUGGAUUAUUGAAAUAUUUAAUAUCGAGCCAUUUGACUUUUUGAAAGUGAUUGACAACUUUAUUGUCAGUGAGCCGCUGUUGUCACUCGAUGUCAUCAAUCAUCUCCACCAAAUAGAAGGGAGCAUCGUUGAAACCCUAGCAUGGGACGGAAAAAGCAAAUUGUUUCAACUUGUGUCAGACAUCGACGUUCACAAAUGUCUAACCGAAGUUGAAGAAUCUUGUUCUGACUCUGUUGUUGUGGACUUGGUGCAGAAUACUUUGGAUGAACAUGCAAAGUCUUCAGUGUUGGAGUAUUUCUAUAGGAAAGUCCACCAACUGACAUAUUGUCGUCUUCAACUCAUGUGCUCGAGUCUUGACAUUGAAGCUUCACUAAGAGAGAAGAUUUGGACUCUAAUGAAAUUUGUAGUGACGUGUUUGCCGAGUUUGGUCAAGAACAGGUGUAUUGAUCAGAUACUGCUGUGUUCAGUGUAUGGUAUGUGUAAGGUUACAAACCAGGAGCUUCAAUUCAAGCACAUUGUUACACGAUACAGACAACUGCCAUCCGCAUCUGCAGAGAUUUAUCGUCACGUCUUUAUACAAUCAGGAGAGUAUAGUUCAGUAAUUGUGUUCUACAAUGUUGUGUUCAUGCCGGCUCUCAAAGCUGUAUUGCUCAAAUUCCUACCAGAGAAACAGACUAUUGCAACUCUUCCUCCUCCUGAAUUAGCAAAAGGUCCUUGCACUGCCAGGCCGUGCAAGGCCACUUCGGGCUUAAACGUUUACGUGUCACCGAUGAGACGAGGAGAAACAAGAGAAGUGAAGAUGACACCGAGAACAAGGGCUCUCUACUCAUUUGGAGACUCAAUCGGGAGUCCAUGUCGAUCGGCUAGUCUGCAGCACAUCAAUGACAUGAUGAGACGAUGUGCAAGGAGAGGUCCACUGAAAAAGCGUCUCAAGUUUAACUCACAACAUCAGACGUUAACCACUCAUCACGCACAAGCUCCUGAUGUGGACAAGCAUGCAGAUCACCAUGCAGCCGAGCAAGCCCAUCACUCACUAUUCUCUCCCAACCUCUUGCAACAACUAACAGAACUCACUCAUGAUAGAGACUUUCUUGAAAGUGUGACAGUCAGCCAGUGAUGUGUGUGUAUCAUAGCAAUUGUGUUGAACGACCAUCAGAAGGAAUAUUGAUCACCCCUAUGAUCAUUGAUGAUAUACAGACCUUAUCCUCAUUAACUUAUUGAUAUUUUUCUUGAAGUCUAUCUAUUGUAAUUGGAGUGUGGGAAUGUUGAUGGUGUAUUAUUGUUAUUGUCCUCUAAAAUGUUGUAUUUAUUGCCUUACCGAAUGGGUAAUCUUGAAUUUGUUUGUUAAUUUACUGGGAAGGCGAUAAGA
Messenger RNA from Corticium candelabrum, 2471 nucleotides. RefSeq names its product retinoblastoma-associated protein-like. The transcript is spliced from 22 exons. Gene Ontology annotation, biological process: cell differentiation; negative regulation of G1/S transition of mitotic cell cycle; regulation of transcription by RNA polymerase II. Gene Ontology annotation, molecular function: RNA polymerase II transcription regulatory region sequence-specific DNA binding. Bases 186 to 2219 code for a protein of 677 amino acids. Lineage: Eukaryota; Metazoa; Porifera; Homoscleromorpha; Homosclerophorida; Plakinidae. Gene Ontology annotation, cellular component: chromatin; nucleus; transcription regulator complex. The record is from RefSeq and is a predicted model, not a curated record.